CAGGGCAGGGCAGGGCGCCGGGGUAGCCCGAGCGGCGGCGGACGAUGAACAAGCUCUACAUCGGCAACCUGAGCCCCGCUGUCACCGCCGACGACCUCCGGCAACUCUUCGGGGACAGGAAGCUGCCCCUGACCGGCCCCGUGCUGCUCAAGGCGGGUUACGCCUUCGUGGACUAUCCGGACCAGAACUGGGCCAUCCGCGCCAUCGAGACCCUGUCGGGUAAAGUGGAAUUACAUGGGAAGGUCAUGGAAGUUGAUUAUUCCGUCCCCAAAAAGCUGAGGGCGGAUCUUCGGCAAACUGAAGGAGGAGAAUUUCUUUAACCCCAAAGAAGAAGUAAAGCUUAAGGCUCACAUUCGAGUGCCCUCCUCAGCUGCCGGCCGCGUGAUUGGAAAAGGCGGCAAAACAGUGAAUGAAUUGCAAAACUUAACUAGUGCAGAAGUCAUUGUGCCCCGAGAUCAGACCCCCGACGAGAAUGAAGAAGUGAUCGUCAAGAUCAUCGGCCACUUCUUUGCCAGUCAGACGGCCCAGCGCAAGAUCAGGGAGAUUGUCCAGCAGGUGAAGCAGCAGGAGCAGAAGCAUCCUCAGGGAGCCGGGCCCUCGCCACCACAGCAGCAGCAGCAGCAGCAGCAGCGCACCAAGUGAGAGGCUGCCCCAGGUGCAGGCCAGCAAAGCCACAACAGAUGAAUGUAGCCCUUCCCAUGCCAGACAGAACAAGACCAAACAAAGACAGAUCGGGGAGCAAACCAAAGACCAUCCUGAGAAAUAAGGAGGCUGCCCAAGGCUGGGACUCUGCAGAAACCUUGAUAAAGCUUGCAUCCCAUGGCUGGGUGGCCCUGGGGAUAAGGUGGGAUCAGGAGCACAUGAUCAUCCAGAGGCUGGAACAGGUGUGCCUGUGCAUCCCCUUUGCCCCUCCCCCAAACACGGGUGCGUGUGUGCGCGUGUGUGCACAUGUGCACGCACACACAUGCAAACACAUAACACACGAAAACACAUACAUACACAAACACAUACCAGGCAGGGACCUGAACCACCUGCCCCCAAGGUUUCUGCAGGCCUCCCCGAUGAUACCCCCAUUACCCAUACAAUCUAACUCCCAUGACUCUAUCCCUUAAGUUGGACUAACAUAGGUGGACAUGUUCAAAACAAAGCUAAAUCCUCACCUGCUUUUUGGAAGAAAAACAAAAUUGGUUCUGUACAUACAUGUGUGUACACAUACAAGGGGUCAAGAAGUUCCACCACAUGUGCUACCAGGCCGUGCCUACAGCGUUCAUAUAUUGUAGAAGCGAUAUAUAUUUAUAACUCGACUAACUCCAAUUUAAAAACAAAUGAUUAAUUUUUUGUAUUUCCUUUGGAAGAGAAAACAGGCUUUUCUAGAGUUUAAAGUCACCCACUGAGAGAGCUAAAGGGGUAGAAGCAGCUUUAGAAAUGCCAGCACAAAAAUCGCAGAGGGGGAGGGGGCUUAGUCAGGAAGGUACUAACAGCACCGCGAAGUUGGGGAUCACCUGUGUGUGCCAACAGAAGGGAUACCGUCUUUGAGAAGAGGAAUCUGUCUCCCUUCAUCUGUAUACAGCUCACAUAUCCUUUCCUUUUUUUGCUUCACAGGUUCUAAAUUGGUUUUGCAUACAGCCAUAUAAUUGUGUCUCUUCCUCCCUCUCUCUGCUCCAGUUUUUCUUGCCCUCCUCCCCUCUCCCUUCAGUCCCUCUUCCUUCUCUCCUCUCUCCACACCCCCAGGCAAAGCAGUGCUCAGAGUAACACAUCACAGAAAAAAGAGAAAAAAAAAUCCAAGAGCCACAACUUCCACUUAGGCGAUUGGAUAGGGAAGUUAACAAUCUCAAUGGUACUCAUCCCAGCAAUCUUCAAAGGAAGGAAAAAAAAAUCCCACUCAGAAAAAAGAACACUUUUUGUCUUUUUUUCCAUCUUUAGGACAUAGCCAUCAAUGUGAGGGGAAGUAAUUUUCUUUCUUACAAACAAAUCAAAAACAAGUGGGGAGAAACAAAAAAAGAAAACUACCAGAGGUUGUUGGCCCAGGGCAUAGAAAUUGCAAAUUGAAAAAACAAAAACAAACAAAAAACAACUACCUCAGGUGUCUUUGUACCUCAGCACCUUGAUCUCGCGUUUCCCUUUUAGAGAUUUUGUACGCCUUGUAAACUGAGAGUUGGAGCAUUUUUUUUAUUUUUUUAAUAAAAUCAAGUUGGAAAAAAAUCAAGUCAGCCGCCAUCUAGGAGGUGACAUCUAGGGUGCGCCAACCAUUCUCAACUGUCCUUGGCUAGCUGAGAGCCAACGGCCUUCUUUAGGGCAGACCUGGAAAAAUGUUUAUUGAAAAAAAUGAUUAAAAGAAAAACAGGGAAAGAAAGGCUUAGCAACGUCCUGAGUGUGUUAAUAGGGUACGUGCCGUUAGGGUUUUCUGCGCUAAAGGAUGGACAUGUUACUGGUUUAUGUGAAAUUGCCAAUGUGCCAACAGACUGCAAUGCCAGUUUCCUCUACUGCAAACAGUGUUCUGUGAAAAAAACAAAAACACAAAAAAAUAACAAAAAACAAGCAAAAA
Messenger RNA from Trichosurus vulpecula (common brushtail), 2545 nucleotides. RefSeq names its product insulin like growth factor 2 mRNA binding protein 2 (gene IGF2BP2). NCBI's taxonomy places the organism in Eukaryota, Metazoa, Chordata, Mammalia, Diprotodontia, Phalangeridae. Gene Ontology annotation, molecular function: mRNA 3'-UTR binding. Gene Ontology annotation, biological process: regulation of gene expression; nervous system development. Gene Ontology annotation, cellular component: cytoplasm; nucleus; cytosol. The record is from RefSeq and is a predicted model, not a curated record.